Prunus armeniaca (apricot) is the source of this 258-nucleotide messenger RNA. The record is from the annotation of a GenBank genome assembly. NCBI's taxonomy places the organism in Eukaryota, Viridiplantae, Streptophyta, Magnoliopsida, Rosales, Rosaceae.
AUGGGGGCUUUUUUGUUUUUGGACAAAAUUGAGCAAGUUGAGCUAGGGUUUUGCUUUGCUGGAGCUGUUGGUACUACUAUUGAGGGCGGAGGAAUUUGCUUCUACUACGAACCAAUAGAAGAUGAGCUUGCAUUUUAUAUAGAGCUUGAACAAAUUGAAGCAAAUGCUAUGGGAAUCGAAACUACUCAAGCUUCUAUUUCUACAUCACAAGCACAACAUCCAAGUCAUCCUCCACUUCCUUCACCAUCUUGGAGUUGA